Pelmatolapia mariae (spotted tilapia) is the source of this 6195-nucleotide messenger RNA. Its product is annotated as cell adhesion molecule 4-like. The record is from RefSeq and is a predicted model, not a curated record. The coding region runs from base 2779 to 3102 and encodes 107 amino acids. NCBI's taxonomy places the organism in Eukaryota, Metazoa, Chordata, Actinopteri, Cichliformes, Cichlidae. The transcript has 4 exons.
UGCUCUUUUAGUGUUUCAAAUGUCACUGGCCUGCAGGUCUGUCCUGUUUAGCAAAGAGGCUAUUCAGGAAAAACUGAAGUUCAGUUUGUCCUUUUAGCACAUUUUUUUAGAAGAUGUAUUUAAGGAAAAGUGAGAAGCUUUUUUAAGACUUAUUGAGACCAAUACUGAACUAAAACAUAGUGAAAUUUAAAUAAAUACACUAAAUGGUCCAGUGGUUAGUCUUUUCUGAGGCACAGGAAUGCUUAGUAUUUUAUUCCUGUAACUUCACAUUUGCAGCACAAAUAUGACUCAGCGUGAGUCAUAAAAAUUAAGUGGCAUCAGCGGAUAGUUCUCUUUAGAGUGCACCUUAAUCAGCAUGUUUUAUCUUUAUGACAGUUUUUUAAAGCAUCCAUUCAUUCUCUUAACUGCUCAUUUAUUUACGGACUCUUAGGUGAUGGAGUCUAUUCAUGUUGAUUUUGGGAGACAGAUGAGGUACAUGACAGGACAUCAGGUCAUCAUGAAUGGAUCGCUAAACAACUCCAACAUUUCUUAAAGUUUAAUGGAAAUACUUCAAAUAAUAAAAUAAGAUACAAAUAUGAAGGAGAGUCAGGUGAAGUCCACAACCUCUUUUGAUCAGCAGUUCACAGUUAUAACAGUCCAAGAAAUUCUGGUGAUCUGUACGUGCUCCUUCAAGAACAGCCAUCAAAACUCAUUCAUCACAAGUGUGAGCUUAAAAGAAAAAUACAUCAAACUAAUCAUUCCCUUUAUUAUCCUCUAGACAUCGACUGAUGCUGUUUUGUCUUACUAGAGUAAAAAUCGGAUAGCAACAUCCUUGGUACCAAGAAAAACACGGUGGAUUUGGUUGCCAGCUGGUUGUAUUCUGGGUAUAUUCAAAUAAAAAAAAAUUAGAAUUGUGAAUGCCUAUGUCAUGUUGCAGUUGAAUAACUGUCCUGCAGAAACUAUGCAAGAAUUUCUGUUUCAGAUUUUUGAGGUUGUGGCUGGACUGUAGAUGUAAGUAGUUAAUUUCUGUAUAUGCAGACAGCGACAGAGUUCAGAUUUGACGAGUUUAUCACAGUUAAUCGUUGUAUUACCACAAACCGAUUGGCAACUUGACCCCAUUCAAUCACAAACUGACAACAGACUGACUUCACGUUAUUGCCGUUUCAUCACAGUGUUGGCACACCAAAGUCUCUUUGAAGAUGGCAACUAACUGUGAGUGGUUGUCUUUAAAGCAACCACUUCAAAAGCAACAAGUUCCCAAAUUCAUUGUGUUCAGUGAUAAUAUUGGUCAUGCUAUCCCAGCAACUGUUUUCCCAAGUGUGACUGUAGCAUAACAGCCACUAUUGGGUCUCAUUUUUGAUGUUGGGUUGUGGCAUUAGCAAGAUGGCAAGAUUUCUGUCCAAGAUUAAUGGUCUAAUGGUGUAUUUUAAUACCAAACAGACCUAACCAAGUACUUUUUAGUGUCUAAACCUAACCAACAAGUGAACAUAAAUGAAGGUCAGAAGUACUAAUGGCUGAAAUGCCUUUUAACUCCACCACUCCUUCAACCUCCUAACAAAGAUUUUUUUGAUGGUCAAUAUUGACAGGGAUAGUUAUACACCUUGAAUAGCAUUGGUGGCAUUAUGUGACACAGCAGGAUGAAAGUGUGCUGUGCAAGUCUAUUACAGUGCAGAUGGAGACAACCAUCAAUUCCUGCUCUGAAUCCAUAAUUAAUUCAAUAUGCAUGUAUUUGGACUAUGGGAGGAAGUCCAUGCAGGCACAGGGAAAACAUGCAAACUCCACAAAAGAAAAAUGUAAUGAAACAUACAACAAAAAAGUGCUAGAUAUAUAGCUUAGUAUAAGAACUGAAGGCAACCAAGAAAGACAAACUCCAAAAGUACAAAACAAGACCACAAGUAAAGAACACAGGAAGGCAACAAAACAAUCUGACAUACACAAAGGAGGGAAAAGAACAAAAGCAGGAAGUCAAACCAAAGCAAGACUAACUUUCAAAGUAAAACAGGAAGGCAAAAAACUAACAUGAGAGAUGAAGACAAACCAUGAAAAUUUUAAAUAUGAGAAGCUAAGAAACAGUGUAACCAGGACCAUCAAGGAAUCAUUUUCUUAUCCUAGUUUUUGAUGCAUGUGGAUUUAGGAUAAUCUUUCUGUGAUGUUGAAAUCUUACCUCGGGUUGCUAAGGAAGAGUAAAAUGAAUACCCCAUUUCUUCUUUUAUCUGGCUGAAUACAAAUAUUCACCCUUGUAUUGGAGAUUUAGAACAUACAGGUACCUUUUUUCACAUUUGAAAAGGUAAAUGUACCUUUAGGUCCAUUAAUUAGCUAUAAGGAGGACAUUCCACGUAGAUUGUACAUGGACUUUUACUCUAGCCCCGUUUCUGAGACUGUGCACCCUUUUCUUGUUAAGAAACCAUCUUUAUUUGUCUAAAAGAAGACGGUUCACAUUAAUAACCAGGCUGAAGGUAAGGAUUAUUCAGCACAGGACGUGCACAAGGGCCAAACAACAAAAACACACAUACACACACACACUUAAGUGCUCCUCUGUGUGUUAACAGAUGAUGCAAGAGGCGUUGUCAGCUGCAUGCACUCAGACAUCUGCAGGCUGUUUAGGAUCAGAGAGGUGGAGUCAGCUCUGCUAUUGGCCAGAGGGGGAACAGAUCUUGACCCUGGGGACUGACACCACACCCAUCCGUGUGUGUGUUUGUGUGUUUUUGAGUGUGUUUUGAAUUGUGUGUGUUGUCCAACGUACACUCUGUCGGUGUAAGAAGAGUUGCCUGCUGACUCUCAGAAACUGGUGACUUCAGUAUGAACGCUCACGCAACAGUGCCCCCUUUGUCAGGAACAAGCCCCUCUCCUUUUUCAGACCUUGUGACCAAGAUAGGACCCAAGGAAACCUAUGACACUGGAGAUUUUGCCGCUUUGAUUGGUGGAAUCGUAAGUGUAGUUUUGUUGUUAAUGAUCUGCGUCAUCGGCGUGCUGAUGUGGUGCCUGUCCAGACAUAAAGGCGAAUACGUGACCAACGAGAUGGAGGACAAAGACGAGGACGCCGACAGUGGUGACGGCGACUCCGUUGGCUCUGAUGAAGCGCUCCAAUCUGAGGAACCUCUGACAGCCAAAGAGGAGGAAUAAAGGGGGGGGGGGGGAAUGGAAAAUAGUGACAAAAGUGUCACUCACGUUGCAGACUUGAGAGCUUUGUAGCUUUGUUGCACUCAUCAAACAACAAAGAUGUGAGAAGGGAAGUUUAACAUUUUUAGAAGUAGCCGGUUUUAAAAAUUGCACUGAGCACCUUUGCACGUUGGCACCACUAAAUGUGAGCAAAGCACAACUGUCUGAAAUGUGAGCCCUUCUCAGGAAUGUGAACAACCAAAAGAAACUAAGAUGUGGUUUGUGUUCGGUAGACCUGUGUUUACAUUGUUCCCUCGUUAAAAGCUCCACUUUAAUGCAGCGACGUUGCAUAAAUUACAAGCAGGCAUUUCCAUGACUAUGACUGACUGUGGUAUCCUGAAGCUAUGGUGGCCCCAAGGUGCCAAACAGAAAAAUAAAGCAGAAAACACAAAACUUAAAGUAAUGAAAGAAAAAACAAGAUGAGCUCAACUACAAUAAAAAAGAGAGAAAAGAUGAAACAGAAAGAACAGAAAAAACUGCAAAAAGAACAAAAACAGUUUUAAAAGCAGCAGAAAACAUAAACUAAAAAAACUAAAAAGUUAUUCAAAAGCAAUAAAUGUUUUCUAAAAUAUUGUUUUUCCAUUUUUUACUGUUGUUUUUCAUUUGUUUUUUGAUUUCCUCAUUUGUUUUUUUCAUAUGAGUAUAUGUUUUGUUGAUGAUGUUUUAUAUAUUACCUAUAAUAUAUCUUUUAAUGCCCUAACAAAAAGAGUCACACACUCUGAUGUUUUGUUGCUCUACCUUUAGCUUUGAUGCUGGCAUGCAAUCGCUGUGGCAUCAUUUUUGAUAAGCUUGUGCAUUGUUACACUUAUUUCCCUCCAGAUUUGCCUUCAUUUUUCUCCAUGACUGUGUAUUGAUCGUGAGUGCGGUCAGAUGGCUGCAUAAAGGGUUCUUCAGCACAUCUCAAAGAUGGGGUUAAGGUCUGGACCAAUCCUGUUGUGACCAAUCCAUGUGUGAAAAUGAUGCCUCAUGCUCUUUAAACCACUCUUUCACCAUUUGAGCCCAAUGAAUGCUGUCAUUGUCAUCUGGGAAGAUGCCUGCACCAUCAGGGCAGGCAGAACCUGGUCAUUCAGCACAUUCAGGCAGCCAGCUGGCCUCACCGUUUGAGCAUAAAUCAUUGAUAAACGUAGACCUGACCAACUGAACUGAACCUCACAUCAUAAGACUCCCCUCACAGGUCUCUACUAUUGGCACUAGGCAUGCUUCUUCAUCCCAGUGAUGAUUGAUACAACCUCAAAAUUUAAUUUUUAAAGGACAUUUGUGAUAAUGAUAUUUGUGUCUGAAUAACAUUUGAUCUCAGACAGCAGCAUUUAUGAGUGCAAACAAAACAAAGGGCAUUUUCCUUCUUUUCCAUUGAGCUACUGUUACUGAUGGUUGAUUAGCUAAUGUGCCAGCACCAAGCUACAGUGGCAUUAUAGUCCAAUAGUAGCCUUACAUACUGUGCCACAACCUUAGUUAGAUCUAGGUACAAAAGUAGCCCAGGCAGGGAAAUAGCUUGGAAAUAGCUUAAAUAAUUAGCUUAACAGUGCUAACAUAACUGAACCUUGUAAAUCUUCAGGAGCUGAACAAUAAAACAAAACUGAAAAAUAAUUUAAACCUGGCCCUGCUUUUCCAUCGUGUGACAACAUUAGAAAUUUCCAUCUGCUUCUUGCUCUUUAAAUCUUAUAGAGUGGAGCUAGCUCCAGCCAUGCUAGGUUGACUUUGCUUCCUUUUGAUUGCUAGCAUCUGCUCCUCACGUGCCUUCAACCAUGUAUUUUUUGCCUCAACUUUUCCUCCAUAUUUUGCAGCGUACUGUAUUUUGUUGGUGGUUGUUGAAGUAGCUUUCUGUUUUACUCAGAGGCCUCUCUCACUGUGAGAAGUGCCUGUGUUGUGCCUCUAGUGUGAAUAUGGCACAGCCCUAGCACCCAUCCCUCUGGAGCUAAAUAUGCGCUCGCCAGAUAACAUGACCUUUUCCUUAAGGUGGUUUCCUUAAGGCUGUACAGCCUUUUAAUGCCAAUCCCCUGAUUUUCUCUUCGCACUGCCUGUGGAAGCACUCUUAACUUUGUUAUUAAACUUUGCCAUGAGCUCUACUAUCAUUUUUUUUAAUGAUUUGAUUUCACUAAAUAUUUACGUGAUCAUUAAUGAUUUUUCUCUGGUUACAUUUCAUGAUUUUUAUCAUUGUCCACUUUUUGCAGUUUCAGAAAUGGUCUUCGUUGUUAAAAAAAAAGUGUAACAUCUUCUCCACAUCCCUUCGAUACAUCCUCCAACAUGGUUGUUUAACAAAAGAAAGAAGUUCUCACAGCAUCUGUUAGCGUUAAAUAAGCUUUUGCCAGCAGAAAUAUAUUAAUGACUGCAGUAGUAAUCCAGUGGAAAGCUUUUAAAUCCAGGCAGACUUUUCUUUCUUGGCAGAGCAGUGUACAUCUUGUGUUUUCCAUUUUCUCGCUGUGUUGUGCACCUUGGGGCCAGCAUAAAGAUUCUCUUGCAGAAACAACUCGCUGAGUCCAUAUUAUUAAUAAUUCUCGUGAUUGACGCACAAAAUAAAUGGCAACACAUUUAAAUAACCUUUAUUUUAACGUUGGUAACAUUUUGUUCCUGAGUACUAAGUCGUUUUUCUCAGCGUUUCAAGAAUUUGGCCUCAGAUCUCACAUUCUUCACAAGCUUCUUAUUUCUAAAACUUUUACAGCUGUUGCGAGUCUCUAUGCUGUCAGGCAGUUUUUGCAUCAUCCUGCCAAAGAAGCUGAAAGGUCAAAUGAGCCUAGCAGACGAAGAUAAACAUCUACCGGAGUGCUUACUGCUGGUGAUUUUCCAUUGUGUUUGUUGUCAUAUUUUAAGCUCAAAGUAAUAAACAACUAACUACAGGUUGGAGUCUGACUAACACGUGACAGUUAUGAAUCAGCAGGGAGGAAAAAAUCUUUGUAAAUUUCCAGCCCAGAGUGGUGCAUUUCUGUCUGUUUUCCCAUCAUCAAAGCUCCAGUUUUCUGCUCCAGCAGACUUUAUUGAUUUUAUCCUGUUUUAGUAAAAUCUCUUUUAUUUGCUGAUGUUUUUCUAAAAGUACAUUAAUAAACUUGAUACUUUGUGACA